This is a messenger RNA of Arctia plantaginis, 3948 nucleotides long. The record is from the annotation of a GenBank genome assembly. Lineage: Eukaryota; Metazoa; Arthropoda; Insecta; Lepidoptera; Erebidae.
AUGAAGGACAAAUCACUACAAGAAUUUUUAUAUGUUAACCCCCAAGGGCGCAGGCGCGGUAGACCGUCGCGGGCCAUGCAGGGAGCCGCCAGCGCCCCCGCGCCACCCGCGGCUGAACCGCCUUCAUCACAACAAAUCAAAACAGAGGAGGUCAUUACUCAAGCUAAAAUUGAGGCCGAAGAGGAAAUGAACGAGGUGACAAUAGAAAGACAAGAGUUCAGAUCCAAUAGGACUAUGAGCAUCGACAGUGACAACAGGUCGGAUAGGAGCGAAGAAGAAGACUCAAGGAGAGCCCGCAAGAGGGCGGCGUCUACAUCCCCAUCUAGAAUGCCCAUGGACAAAAGAAUUGCUCGAUUCGAGUGCCCCAAAUGCAGACAGAGGUUUGACUCGGUAAAUGCAUACGAUAUUCACCGCUAUACCGCUCACAGUGAUGACACCAAGACUGGUUUUGACGACCUAACCUUUGUUGAUUUCUCAAGCAAAAAGUUCGCGGAAAUCGCUCGUGGAGUCUGUGAGAGAAAUCCUCACGUGACGAUAACGGAUCAACGUUACAGGUGCGACCUCUGCGCUAGAGAUUUCCCAUGUGGGCAAGCCUUAGAUAUUCACAGAAAAUCGUGCGCAUCCAAUACGCGAAUUUCGAGCCCCGAUAGAGAACAUAGGGAAGAUUUCUUUGCGAAGCUAGAUCUUAGAAACAGGUCUUUUGGUAUCUCUGGUACGUUGACACCACCGAUGGAAAGAUUCACUCCUAAGUUCGACGAUGGUCACCUGACUACAAAUGGCAUUAGACACAUCGAUGCCGCCCGCGACUUGGCAGAUAUUCAAUCGAUAUUAAACGUUACGUCAGCUGGUGGCCUUUUAGAGCGGCUUACUGGCUCAAGAGUGGCGGCUUUAGAAAGCGCCGUACUCACUCCUCCUGAUACCAUCAUGAAAGAGCGAGAUCAAGAAGAAACGCAAGACAAUUUUGCGGCUGAAUUCAGACGUAUGAAAUUGCGCGGCGAAUUCCCUUGCAGGUUGUGCCCGGCCAAGUUUCCAAACCUUAGAGCUUUGAAAGGACAUAACAGAGUACACUUAAGCGGAACUGGUCCGGGACCAUAUCAGUGUAACAUGUGUCCACAUGCUUCUUUAGAUAAGGCGGCUUUGGUGCGUCAUAUGCGGACGCAUAACGGUGACCGACCUUACGAGUGUGCCGUAUGUAAUUAUGCUUUCACAACAAAAGCUAAUUGUGAACGCCACUUGCGUAACAGACACGCUAAAGUUACUAGGGAAGAUGUUAAAAGAUCCAUUAUUUACCAUCCGUCUGAAGACCCAAAUAACGAUGAAGUCAACUCAAAACUUGCUCGAGAUGAUGUGAAGAGAUCACUAGCCUUUCAUACACCUGAUAUAGAUAGGCGAAUUGAGGGCACAGGUCGCGAUACACCGCUAACACACUUCACCCCAAGCUUUAUCACAGACCGACAUCCAGUCACAAAUUUGACAACAAAGGCAGUACCUGAAGCACCUAUCACCUCCAGAGAUCCUGAACAACCUGCACCCCGAAUAAAAGUCAAAGGCAUUGGUCAGCUGACACAAAUCCCUGAAUUUAGACCUCCAGAACUAUCUUACAAGAUAAAUGAAGUCGGACCAGAACGAUAUGAUGAAGAAGCUCCAGUAGACCUAAGCACAAGUGACAACAACAGUUGCGAUGUUCUUGACCUCAGCAAAAAGAAACGUGAUAACGAUUCUGAUGAAUCUAAAGCCCCACCACGUACAUCUUUCGAGCCCGACCCAGCUAGCGUCGCUGCAUCGGCAUUUGAAAAGACAAGAUUUCUUUUGGCUCAGCAAAGACUCUUUGAAUCAUCUCUCCCCAAAAUCGAUCCAGCUUAUUAUGCCUCUCAGCUAUCACAAUUAUAUGCUGGUGCGGUCCCUAGUAUUCCAGGUCUGCCAUUACCGCCUUCCUUUCCUAUCGCUCCCUACCUUCUUCAGCCAUCUUUUUUUCCUCAUCCAACUGACUCACAAGAGUUAGUGGAAAUUAAGCAGAGGAUACAAAAAGAGAUAAUACGUGGACUUAGCAUGUCUGGGGGUAGACUCGUCCCUAAUGAACAGGAAAUUCAACAAAAAAUAGAACCUGAAGAGGAAGAAGCGAAACCACCUCAAGUGAUUUCCCCUGAACCCUCACCACAUUCCGAAUCUCCACGGCCUCAAAUGAAUAAUAGCAUAGUUCCACAGACUGAUUCAGUCAAAAUGGUUAUAAAAAACGGUAUCCUCAUGCCAAAACAGAAACAAAGGCGAUACCGAACCGAAAGACCCUUCUCGUGCUCUCAGUGUUCUGCACGAUUUACUCUUAGGUCUAAUAUGGAGAGGCACGUAAAGCAGCAGCAUCCUCAACACUGGAGCGUUAGGAGACCAGCGCCAAGAGCUCCGCCCCCAUACCCUACUCCCGAUUCAAUCACUGACCGCAUGAAGUUUGCUCUAUUAGCUCGCCAUUUGGAACGACCAUUACAGCAAUCUGAAAGAUCACCCGCGCGACGAGACUCUGAUGAAGUCGCUGACAAUGAAGAAGAUGAAGAGGAUACCUUAGUAAUAGACGAAGAGCCUGACCAUGACAUUAAAGAGGAUCACACAGCAGCUCGCCGUGCUGCGGCUGAAAUUUUAAUGGCUACUUGUCAACAAGAAAUGACCAAAGACUUUGAUCUUAAAAUUGCUGGCAGUUUGAUUAAUAAACCGGUGACCAUUAACAACGAGAAGACUAAUAUUGAAACUAAUCCCAUUCCGUUGAAUCAAGACUCUUCACCAGUAACGGUUGUACCAACACGCAGUGAUGAAGAAGAAGAUGAAGAAGGAUUAGUUGCCUCCACCAGUGAAGGAAAUAACUCUGGAAGCGAUGAGAAUAAAUCUGAAACGGAUACAGCUCAGCCACCAAAGAAAAAGUCAGCGUACAGCCUUGCGCCAAAUCGGGUAUCCUGCCCCUAUUGUCACAGAAAAUUCCCUUGGUCGUCAUCACUACGUCGUCACGUGCUCACUCACACUGGACAGAAGCCAUUUAAGUGUCCGCACUGCACAUUGCUGUUCACCACUAAGUCUAACUGCGACCGCCAUCUGUUGCGAAAGCAUGGAGGAUCAGCACGAGCAAUCUUAGCUGAACCUAUUCCUGAAACCAUGUCUCCUCCUCAGCCAGUGAACGACAAUCGAGCUGUUCCUGACAGGCCAUAUAAAUGCACAUCUUGUCCCACCAGUACUUUUUCUUCUGUGGAAACAUUAAAGAAGCAUAUGUCUUCAAGGCACGGAAAUGGUUCCCAACCAGGCUCUCCAACUCCAGAAGUUGUGGAAGAAUCUGCUGAAGGUGGUCUAGUCUUUAAGUGCCAUCUGUGUGAAGCAUCAUUCAGUGACAGAAAUGGUGCUUUAAACCACCUGGCUACUGGUCAUACCUCAGAAUAUGAACAGCUUCUGAGCAAAGGAGCUUUAGACGCUAAUAGUGACAGAAGUGAAAGUGCGGAUGACGAUGAAAGGGGAAAAUUUCCUGAUCACGCUAAUAGAAAGGUGGUGUGCGCAUUUUGUGUCCGUCGCUUCUGGUCGGCUGAGGACCUCCGCCGUCAUAUGCGAACCCAUUCGGGUGAGAGGCCAUUUGCCUGCGACUUGUGUCGACGUCGCUUUACAUUAAAGCACAGCAUGUUGCGGCAUAGAAAGAAGCACCGCGAAGAAAUUACUGAUGAUGAGGAACCCUCACCACCGAAUACACCGAUUGAAGAGAAUGUUACUAAUGGGUAUCGCUACCAAGAUGAGGAUGGCUCGGGCAACGAAAUCCCAAGCAACGUAAAUAACAACAAUUCCCCUCCAUCGGCUCCUUACGAUAAGAAGCUCAAACUUGAUAUGACAUCGCGGAAAUAUUCUUCAGAGGCAGAGAAUGACCCCGAAAACAGCGAUCUCAUUGGCAAGCUACUGGUAGGUGCAAUAAAUUACCAAAAUGGGUGA